This is a messenger RNA of Acanthopagrus latus (yellowfin seabream), 2918 nucleotides long. Its product is annotated as high affinity cGMP-specific 3',5'-cyclic phosphodiesterase 9A-like. The transcript has 14 exons. The coding region runs from base 1135 to 2628 and encodes 497 amino acids. Lineage: Eukaryota; Metazoa; Chordata; Actinopteri; Spariformes; Sparidae. Gene Ontology annotation, molecular function: 3',5'-cyclic-GMP phosphodiesterase activity. Gene Ontology annotation, biological process: cGMP catabolic process. The record is from RefSeq and is a predicted model, not a curated record.
UUCAAUAAAAAAAUAAAGCAAAAACAUUCAAAAGAAGGAAAAAACAGGUCAAAUGUUAGGAGAUUGUGACAGGUGUCAUUUGAGCUAACUUUUCCUUUAAUUUCCCCCAAACUGUCAAGUAAAAUAAAUACAAAUUUCACACGUUUACAGCCAAAGUCACCCUUAAAAAGGCUUCCACAAAAAAAUUCAGAAAAGCUCUGGAGAAUAAAAAAAUAUGACAGUGAAAUAUAAGGAUUUUGUCAUUUGAGCUGAUUUUUCCUUUAAUUUUAACCAAAACUGUUUAAAAAAAUAACUCAAAAUGUCACACAGUGACAGUCGAGGUCGUCCGGAACACAAUUUCACUGACAAUUUCAGAAAACAUGUUAAAAUUCAGAAAAAAUGUCAAAGACUGUUAUUCAGACGUCACAUUGAACGAGACUCAUCGUUUCUGUUUUUUAUUGGAGAAAAUCUAAAUCUUGACAUUUGAGAAAUAACUAAAACCCAAAUAAAACCAUAUUUUAGAUUUCACUCUGAUAUUUUGUCCAAGAAAAAUGAAAAAAAAAAACAAAAACAAAAAACAGACAGGAUUCAUGAAAGUCACAUACAUACAUAAAAACAAUAACAAUGAAUAUAUAUUACAGUAACAGAAAAGAGGAGAAACAGGCUGCUGUGGCUUUUAGUUUGCAUGUAAAGGAGAAACUGUUAACAACAUGAAUUCGCAGCUGCUGGAGUUUCUUCUGUUUGUUGUUGUGACGCCACUCGUUGGUUUGUGAACGACUGCGUUUGUCCUCACAGCCGUCGCCAUCUUGUUUCUUUGGAGCCAGAAGAGGAUUUUUGGUAUUUUACAGGAUUUAUUGUGUGUUCAACAUCACAGAGUGUCUAUAGUCUGACGAGGAGCGGCAGCGUUCUCUCAGUUCAGGCUCAGUUUUACUGAAAUCUGUGAAAAAAAAUAAUAAAAAAGUUUAAAAUCUGUUUGUAUUUGUGAUCUUUGAACUCUGUGUGUGUUGACUGUUGAGGUUCUCUUGUGUCAUGGUCGGAUGAGAGAAGGGGAGGGCCGUCUGUCAGCUGCAGCUGGUCCUCCACAGGCUGAAGGAGUCCGAGUCAAGAGGUCUCAGUAUUCUUUGUGGAGCGGGUCAUGACCCACCGGGCUCUGGGAUGACAACAAAAAUCAUUCAUUUCAUGGUGAACGGGCGGCUGGAGCAGGCCGAGUUCGGACCCGACUGCUCCGCUGCUGAUGUCAAAGAUCUGUUCCGGGCGGCGGCGGAGGUUGGGCCUCACCACAUCCUGAAGAUGUACAACACCAACGGUGGCGUGCUGAACAUCUCCCCCCAGCUGGAGGCCAACAGCCAGGACUCGUACUACCGGCUGGAGGUGGUGGCGUCGGAUCUAAAGAGUGUGGGGAUGCCGACAGAGCUGGACAACAUGGAGAGCAGGCUGCAGCACCUGGAGAGCAAAGUGAUGGAAGACGUGGGGAAGACUCCCGACAUCAUCUGUGAGCUGAAGAGCCAGGUGGAGUCCUUCAAGAGGAAGCUGGAGAGUGUGGUGCACCUGAGCUGGAUGGGUCUGUUCAAGGACGGCAGCGAGCAGCAGCCCUCCAAGAUCCCCCCGAAACCCGGAAGUCCUCAGCUGAGCGUGCAGGAGGAGCGCCAGCAGGUCCGCAGGAAGUUCUUCUACAUGAGCUCACUGCAGGUGACAGAAGAAGUGCGAGAACACCUGAAAACUCCAAUUUUUAACAACUGGCAGUGGGAGGAGGCGGAGAUGCUGGUGCUGCUCCAGGUGAUGUUCACCGACCUGGACUUCCUGUCAGCGUUCCACAUCGAGCUGGAAGUCCUGCAGAACUUCCUGUUUGAGGUCUACUGCCACUACAACAGCAUCCCCUUCCACAACUUCAGGCACUGCUUCUGCGUCACUCAGAUGAUGUACGGGCUGAUCUGGCUCACAGACCUCAGGAGUAAAUUAUCAAGAAUCGACGUGUUGAUCAUGUUGACGUCGGCACUCUGCCACGACCUCGACCACCCCGGCUACAACAACGUCUACCAGAUCAACGCUCGGACCGACUUGGCUCUUCGCUACAACGACAUUUCCCCUCUGGAGAAUCACCACUGUGCGGUGGCGUUCGGCAUCCUGUCCAAGCCCGAGUGCAACAUCCUGAAGAACCUGACGUCUGAGCAGUACAAGCAGAUCCGAGGAGGGAUGAUCAAGUGCAUUCUGGCCACCGACAUGGCGAGACACAACGAGAUCCUCAACAAGUUCAAAGUCAUGCAGCCGGUUUUCGACUUCACCAACAAGGACCACAAGGAAGUGCUGAUGAAGAUCAUGGUGAAGGUGAGCGACAUCUCCAACGAGGCGAGGCCGAUGGAGGUGGCCGAGCCGUGGCUGGACUGUCUGCUGCAGGAGUUCUUCAACCAGAGCGACACAGAGAAACUCAAAGGUCUCCCGGUGGCUCCCUUCAUGGACCGGGACAAAGUGUCCAAACCGUCUUCUCAGACCAACUUCAUCCGGUUCGUCCUCCUGCCGCUCUUCAGCGAGCUCACCAAGCUCUUCCCCUGCCUGGAGCAACAUAUUCUGGAGCCGGUGCGCCGGGCCCUGCAGUAUUACUCCGACAUGGAGAGAGCCGCCAAGGAGGAGGAGGAGACGAGCAAGACAUGAGGAGGACGAAGAGCAGCUGACCGACACUCUGAGAUAGAUACGUUUGAAAUGUGUGUAGGACUGAAUCGCUUCACAGGCUUUUAACGUUUGUUGAGUUCUAAAGAUGUCGAGCAGAACUAGUUUGUUUUAGCGCUGGUGCCACAUUAUCCAACAUCUCCUCGUGUUCAGAACCAGAACUCAUCCCUGCAGUAUUGUCAGAACAUCGAUACCCAGAUAUCUCCACAAACAAACUGUGAUAUUGAUCAUGUGCAGCAAUAAAGCCGACAAACAUUGUGAUUCAUCUUCUGAAG